CUCCGGUUUCCACUAAUCUCAAGAACUGUUUGUACGUAACUUAUGUCACGUUACGUAAGUUGAUUUGGCACAGUCACCAAAAUCCAUUGAAAUGAAUAUGUACUCGCAGUGAGGGAAUAGCAACUGCUUCACUACAGAGAUAGUCUCUUCUUACUUUACGUAAGCGUAGGACUCCUUACGUCAGUUAUAUUCGUAGCCGAAAAAAGAUUAUGGACAGGAGCAUUCCCUAAAGUAAAAUCCCUACAAGUAGGUUAACUAUUAACUCAAAUUGCCGACUGGAGCUCAACAACCUCACCACCGCCUACGCCACUCAAAUUAGGGCAAGUCCAUACACACAGUGCGUCUCCACUACGUAAAUUAGGUUGCUUACAGAGCAGAUACUCCAAGAUGACUCCAUGUGAAGUGAAAGCAUGCUUCUGUAGUGUAAAUUACAAGAAAGCACUAGGGUUGGUUCGCAGUAAAGUGGUCAAAACUGAGAUCAUUCUGGUGCAGGUUCUCUACGAGGUGUUCGACGAAAUGAGUGCCAACCUGUUGAUCACCCACUGCGAUUGUCCGGAGAUAUUCUGUCACCCGGUAGGCUGCUAAAUGGUACUAGUGGUGGGGGUGUGACGAGAAGACUAGCGACUGGCAGUAUCGCCCUGGCGUCGACUGGGGCAAGGGCGUGUUGCUAUACGUGCUCGCUAGACUGUGCCGUGGCGGUUUUACGAGUAUGUAAGCCGGCACUAGUGCACUGGCCUUCCGUAAAGCUGUGUGCAGAGUCAAAGAAGAGACUUCGUUUUGUGAAAUCAGUUUUACCGUUGCCGCGAUUGCUGUUUGGGCGGUGACGGAAAUGAUUUUAGCAGGAGCUUAUAUUGGUAAUAUUUAUCUUGCGUGUAAGGAAUUCCCGAAGACUGCAGAACCAAAUGCAGUGAUGGUGGCUGUCUUUGUUCUCGCUGUUCUCUGGAGGUCGCUGCUGCUGCCGGUUCUGGCACAAGAGCAAAACUGGCCAGAGUAUUUGGUCGUGAGUCCAGAGAGGCCGGAGCUUAUCCAAAUUCUUGCUGGCAAGGAAGUCCGCCUGCACUGCGGUCCGAAGGCCAAGCAUCCAACCCAGGACAGGUCACGCUUCCAUUGGACUUACAAGAGAUGUGGUUUCGGCUACAGUUUCACCAACUGCGACAAGGUGGUGAACAAGAAGUGGCAGAAUGUGACGUGCAGAUCUAGAGUUUGCCACACGAGACUCGUUUUGACGAACGCCGUGGAAAACGACAGCGGUCUCUACCGAUGCAUGGACAGAGAUCAUGUUCUCAAGACUUACCAGCUGGAUGUUGUUGACAGAAUGGGUGCCCCGCCCCAGCUGCUGAACAAGCUGCCUGCCAACCUGACGGUCCUGGAAACCAGCCCCGCCGUCAUGAUGUGCCGCGUGCUGAGCAAACAGCCGCCGUCCGUCCUGUGGUUUCGUCGCCAGGACGCCCGCGACAGAGACACCAGCAACUACAUCCAGUAUCUCGACGAUUACUACGAGCUCCUCAACGACAGCAGCACGGCGGCGCUCACGGACGAACUGUACCUCAGCAAGCUGAUAAUACAGCGCGCGAGGGAGCAGCACGCUGGCUACUACGUCUGCCUGGCCAUCAAUGCGCAGGGCUACAGCCACGGUGGGGCCUACCUGGGCGUCAGACCCUUCAGGGGCGAAGAUUACGAGGGUGACGAGGACUUUGACUCGUCAUCGCUGCCGUUCCUGUUCCUGAUACCGCUGGCGCUGGCGAUUCUGGCGGCCAUCGCCGGCUGCUUGGGCUGGCUGUGGUGCAGGACGUGUGGCGACAGGGACACGCUCCCCAUUCCCCUCAACAACAACAACAACAACAACGACGUAAACCACCGCGAUGUGGGCAACCGCCGGUACGAGCCCGUCAAGGCACCCCCCACCCUGCCACACACGCACAGGAGAGGAGGUGUGGUGUAGCGCAUAUGGCAGCAGGAACAUUCUCCACCCCCCACCCCCCCCCUCCCCCAUGUUCAUCAUCAUCAUCAUCAUCAUCAUCAUCAUCAUCAUCAUCAUCAUCAUCAUCAUCAUCAUCAACAACGACCACCGAGAAGUAGGUGACCGUCGGUACGAGCUCAUUAAGACACCCCAGGCGAGGAGACACUGCUCUGUCUUAACAUUAAACACUAGCAUCGCAGGUUAUUUGGUGUAUAAAAAGAAAAUUAGUGAAAUUGUGUUCUUUUGGCAUAACUCUCGUAGAUAGAAAAAUACCUCUGGCGACUUUUUUAAUUUUAGUACGUAGAAUCAUACAUUCUGCACAGUUCCAAGAUAAAUUGGAACUUUUUUGACAGCUAAUUAUUAUUCUAAAACCUAACAAAAUAAAUAUUGGUACGCAAUAAGCUAGUCUGGUACUUCAUAAACCGGUUUGAUUUGUUUGUUAAAUCACAACAUUGAGCUGCCAAAGUCUGAAUGUUUGCUGAAGCACCCAUAUAUAUUAUAUUUUAUUUAUAUAUAUUCAUAUAUAUGAACAGUGUGUACUUCAUGAGGAAGAUACACAUAAAUGGCUAAAUAUUGUAAUUUAAAGAUCAAGGUAUGCUGAGUUACUACAUAAUUUAACUGCAAGUGUGCCAAAAUAUUAAGGUACCUGAACUGUUUAAAAACACUUUGAUUAAUAUAAAUAUAUUUAUUAUAGCUAGAAAAUUCAAUAUGUUUCUAUGUCUUCAUGAAACUGUUAGAAAAACAAAACUAAAAUAAAAAAAAUUAAGAUACUUUAAAUAACCACAGUAACAUUUUGCAUUUAGUUUAAACUAAAUACAUAAGUUCGGAACGUACUUUGAAAAAGAAUUUUAAUUUCUUUUUAAAUAAGCAAUGUAAUCAGUUGUGAUUAACAAAAUAAUAUUUCCAAGUACAUUUAGCAAAGUUAUAAUGCAUUCAAACUGUCUUCUUAAAUUCAAGUGGUGCAAACAAAAUGUAUACGCUUGUACAAUGUAUAAGUUUUUUUAUUAUCUGUGAUAUUGUUAUAAAAUUUAUUAUUAGAAGAAAAAAAAGUUUUAAUAUAGUUAGCUACAUAAGGAAACAUCACUCAUAUUCACUUCUAAAAGUUGUCGAUUUAUCUAUCAAUCACAAAAAAUUUCACAAUGAACAACAUUUGUAUGACAUUUUUUAAGACACUUUGGAAAUUAAAAAUAUGGCAUAUGCCUUAUACACAUUACUAGGUGAUAAGUAUUUUUUUUAUAAUUGAUAAUAAAUUUGCCAACCAUUACAAGUUUUAUUCCUUCCAAUUUAUAAUUUUGUAUGACUUACUAAAGUUGUAAUUUAGAAAACUUGUGGGAAAAUUAGAGCAUGGACCAAAAAUUUUUUUUGAUAUGUGACUUGUGAAUAAUAAUCGCAAUUACAGUACACUCCCUAUUUAACGCGGUUGUCGGGGGACAUAACUUUUACCCGCGUUGUUGCAUAACCGCGAUGUUUCGAUGUGACCAAGGUCAAAAGGCAUAAAACACCGCCUGUGUUCUAAUAGGUCGGCAAGCACGCACAGUAUAGACGGCCCGCCUUUGUGCGGACUUUGCAUCCGCAGUUUUCACUAAACGCGGGUGAAAAAAUAAAAAUAAUAAAUUUUAAAGAUAAAUAUUAAAUGUUGAAUUUUUUAUUUUUUAUUUUUCCGCAUGCCGCGCACAGUUUGUCGCACGGCCUACGAGCGCGCCACACGCCGCCAUACACACGUGCGGGCGUGCGGCACACAAGCUGCUGCCAGUCUCGUGGUGUCAGCCACAGUAUCUGCUUCGUCUGAGUGUCCGUAACAAAGUAAGUGCAGUGUGUGCGGUUACACACGAUUCUGUGGUCAAAGUCUUCUAAAUAGAAAGGCCAUAGUAAUACUUCAAACCUAAUAUGAAUCGCAAAGUACCGAGUUUGAUUGACAAAAUAAAAAGUAUGCAGCAGAUACGUGAAAAACGAUUCUAGCAUUCGUACAAUAUAAAAUAAAGAAUCGUCUAUCGUGUAAAGUGGUUAAACUUUGUUAUCCAUGCUUACAGUAAAUUAUAAAUGGUCACAUGUGGGAUACAAAAAUUGCGCCAAAAUAAUUUUAGCGCAAUCAGUGGCGACGUAUUAAAAAGUCUGUUAAACGUUGUCUUUACUUAUUCCAUCAAACGCUGUGUCGAGUUGCUGAGUGUGUGUGGCUCGGAUCGGCAAGUGUUAUAUUCCCCAGCAUCUGGUUAAAGGUCUGGAGGCCGCUACACAUAAACAUUUCCGGGGCUUGUUUACUACCUCACGGCAAAAGUGGUACCGUAUGGUUCACGUAAGUAUUGGACCACUGGGAAUUCCUCGGCAAAGAUUAAAAAUACGCUAGCUGAUUUACUUUACUAUUUAAUGUUAAAACAUUAUACCAAAGUAAAAAGAUGAACGUGUAUAAUACAACGAAUAAUAUUACGUCUGUAGGUUCAAGUUGUAACAAAACAUUUAUAUGUCUCCGCUUGUCAACACACGUGACCACGAGAAGAGUGCAGACGGAAAUGAGUGAACUACUCAAGGUCACCAGACUUCCCCACUUCCGGCUUAAUCGCCCCUCUCAACACUGGCGCUUAUAUUGCACUCCUCCCAUCUACCCGGGUGUCUUGGUCGCAUAUUCUCGGCUCGCCUCUCCCCUCCCAGCGCUUGCCGUCAACCAAACCUAUCCAAAAUCAAUCCCCAGCCGAGUCACGCUGGAUAAUGUCGCUGGACGGUGGGCUUUAUCGGGUCCCCUGUCCGAUGCUUUAUUUGUGGGUUAAAAAAAAUGUUAAGAACUAGUGUUUCAGAAAAUAACACUGGGCUGGAUUGGACCAUAAUUUGAAAACACUACAAGAUAGAGGAAUAAUGUACGGAGAUAUCUUAUUUAGAAUUUCACUGCGGACAUUUUCUACGCCUAGGCUUUUUUCUGCCCGAUGCUUAGUUUGUGAGUUACAACGCAAAAUUAUCCUAAUCGGCUGUCAACCAUUUAUUCCAUUAUUAUUACAGUAGAACCUCGUUAAUCCGUGACGCGCUAAUUCGGGAAUCGGAUAAUCCGGGACGAUUUAAAAGUGCAGAAAAAAAAAAGUAAAAAUUGUCAGCGCUUAAAAUUCACGUCACGCGGGCCGGCGGCCGGCAAACACUGCAAGCCUUCGCAUGGGCCACCAAACUCUGCAACGCUGUUUGUACCGACCCUUUGUGUUGCCCCCCUUUCAGCUGUCACAUUUAUCACUCUUUAAACUUGAGGGGGAUGUCCUGACUUCUGCUUCCCGUCUCCCUUUGUUUGUUUCCACCCGCCAACGCACGGCAGGCGCCUGGCGAGUGACGUGUCUGGCUGGCAUUCCGCUGGACGAAGUGGGAUGAAGGGGGGAGGGGGGGGGGGGGGGGGCUACCCAAAAUUUAUGUGUGCAAGUUCAGCACGAUCUUAUCUUUCUCUCUUCGGCUGUUGUAAAUGACCGUGAACUAAUAGCUAAGCAGUGCCGUAUUUUUUUAAGCCGAGACUAAUUCGAAGACGGCCCUUACCGUGAACGGAUAUCCGGGUUUAUUACUUUUUUUUUUUUACAGGAUUUUAAUUAUCCGGGCAUCGGCAUGUCCCAAUUAACACGAAUAAUGGAGAUUUUACUAUUUUUUAUCCAUCUGCUGCCAAGGCGCAGUAAGCCUCGGUAGAUGUUACGUCACAUGACCUUGGCCUUAACCCAGCUGCACGCCGGUGUCUGAGAAGCUUGACAAGACCUUCCGGACUUUUAAUCGCUAGUCCGUGAAAUUCGGUAAUCCGUGAUUAUCUCGGUCCCGACCAUCACGAAUUAACGAGGUUCUACUGUGUUAUUAUUAUUAUUAUUCAUAUCUGAUUGGGGGACAUGGUUUGACCCGCGAUAUACCCGAUUCCGCGAUCUAUCGGGGCGCGGUAUACCGGGAGUUUACUGUAUUGUACUUAUCACCAACAUGUAUGUAUGUAUGUCUAGGUUUUUUAUGCAACCAGUAAUUACUUCAAAUUUUUCUUGUUUAUGUAUGUUAAUGGUGCACAUGUUAACUUUCUUUCAGUAAAUUUUUAUGUAAAUAUUUAAGUGUAUUUGUUAAUUUUAUAGUUAAUAUUUUUUUGACAUAUGAGAGGAAAAUUAAAUUUUCUAUUUGUUGUUCUGUCAUGAUGAAUUGGUUUUAUUCUAUUUAUAAGUUUUUUGUAUACCACUGAUUUAAUGCCUUCAGUACAUACUAGGAAUGGCAUAAAAAUUUGUUUGAGAGUUCAUAAAAAAAAAUUAAAGGACUUGUUUAGUAGAAAAAUGGUUUAUAAACAAAUUAAUUUUAAUUUAUUUAAAAUCACAUGUAAAAAAAAAAAAAUAUUCAAAGCAAAUUAACUUAGAAUACCACUCAAUAACUUAAAUGAUUUUGCACAUAUGUUCAGAGUAGGAUUUUAAGCUUUAAUUACAAGAUGUAUGCUUUAGUACCAGCAAGCAGCAUUAAGGUAGCUUUACCUGUAACACAAUGGAUUCUUUUUUUUUUUUUCUCGAGUGUUUGCUUGGAUACCAUCAAGAUCAUAUCAGACAAUAAACAACCUCGCACUAUAGACAGAACGCUAAACCAAAAAUGUAAAUCCUUAACUUUACUCACAACCAUAUGGUUCUCGACAUAUGUCUACAAAUUUUGACUGGUUUGAAUUCCCUAAAUGCCAAAUCAGGAAAAAUUACAUGUUCUACCGAUAACACGGUCAUCCAAAAUACUUUACUAAAUUAUUAUAGACUCAAUGAAGAAAAAUAAAACUUGUUUUACAAGUAAAUUUUAAUGCCCAAACCAAUAAAAAAAAAA
This is a messenger RNA of Bacillus rossius redtenbacheri, 6739 nucleotides long. Its product is annotated as fibroblast growth factor receptor-like 1. The record is from RefSeq and is a predicted model, not a curated record. The transcript is spliced from 7 exons. Bases 830 to 1942 code for a protein of 370 amino acids. Lineage: Eukaryota; Metazoa; Arthropoda; Insecta; Phasmatodea; Bacillidae.